Molecule: messenger RNA, 1536 nt
Organism: Baudoinia panamericana UAMH 10762
Lineage: Eukaryota; Fungi; Ascomycota; Dothideomycetes; Mycosphaerellales; Teratosphaeriaceae
Exons: 1
Coding region: 1-1536 (511 amino acids)
Biological process (GO): mRNA splicing, via spliceosome
Cellular component (GO): catalytic step 2 spliceosome; Prp19 complex; precatalytic spliceosome
Molecular function (GO): protein binding
Source: RefSeq, a predicted model, not a curated record
AUGGCUGAUUUAGCCACCAUCCCCCCAACCGAUCCGGCAUCCAUCUCAAUCCCACCAGAAGUCACGGCGCAAGCAUCACAAGCGGUCCGCCGCUCAGCGAAGCGCACGCGAGAAGUCUUCGCCGCAGACUUCGCGCAACCCUCAGCCCUACAUAAAUCACUGCAACCCGAGGUCGCGCCCUCCGACCCAUCACCCUACGACCGCGCACAGAAAGCGAGCGUCGCAGCACGAAUACGGAACGAAUAUGCCUCCGUACGAGAACUCCCUGCAGCGCUCGCAGCCAAGCAAGCAAAUGCGCAGACAUCCCUCACAGCACGACGAAAGAAGCCGCGAGCAGAAGACCAAGCAAGCGAUCCGCAAAUGGCGAAAAUGAUCGAGGAGGCAGGCGCGCAGCAACCUUCGUCCUUAUCACAGCCCAACGGCACCAGCACAGCCUUAGUCCGAAUACCGGGCACAACCAACUCCACGCUCCCGCCCAACGCCAAUGGGCCGACUCCUCAGCGCAAUACAUCCUCCACAAGCUUAGUCCGACGCGACACUGUCCGCCAACCCAAGCCCACCUGGCACGCCCCCUGGAAACUCUUCCGCGUAAUCUCCGGCCACCUGGGCUGGGUACGCGCCCUCGCCGUCGAACCGGGGAACACCUGGUUCGCCUCUGGCGCCGGAGACCGGACAAUCAAAAUCUGGGACUUGGCCACCGGCACGCUCAAACUAACCCUAACCGGCCACAUCUCCACCGUACGCGGACUGGCAGUGAGUCCGCGACAUCCCUACCUCUUCAGCUGCGCAGAGGAUAAGAUGGUGAAGUGUUGGGAUUUGGAAACGAACAAAGUGAUCCGACAUUACCACGGACAUUUGUCGGGAGUCUAUACGCUUGCUCUCCACCCCACCCUUGACGUCCUAUGCACAGGCGGUCGCGACGGCGUCGUCCGAGUCUGGGACAUGCGUACACGAAGUAACAUCCACGUCCUCUCCGGCCACAAAGCAACAGUCUCAUCCAUAGCCACCCAAGCCACCGACCCGCAAGUCAUGUCCUCCUCUCUAGACAGUACAAUCCGACUCUACGACCUAGCAGCCGGAAAGACAAUGUCCGUACUCACGCACCACAAAAAGGGCGUUCGUUCCCUAGUAACCCAUCCAACGGAGUACACCUUCGCCUCGGCCUCGCCGGGACAGAUAAAACAAUGGCUCUGCCCCAAAGGCGACUUCAUGCAGAACUUCACCGGCCACAACUCCGUCAUCAACAGCUUAGCCGUGAACGAAGAAGACGUCCUCUUCUCCGGCGGCGACAACGGGUCUGUAGCGUUCUGGGACUGGAAGACGGGACAUCGCUUCCAGUACGAAGACUCGCUCGCUCAGCCUGGCUCUCUUGACGCGGAAGCCGGCAUUAUGAGUAGUACCUUUGAUAAGAGUGGACUGAGGUUGAUGACGGGGGAGGCGGACAAGACGAUCAAAGUGUGGAAGCAGGAUGAGGAUGCUACGCCGGAAAGCCAUCCGCUGCAGUGGGCGCCGACGAUGGGACGGCAGAAGUUCUAA